GACACAAGAAAUUGGUAUGCUCAUUCAUGACUGCCACUGUUUGUAUAAGUAUAGAGCUAUAGCCUAUUUAACAAGUAAAUACAAAGGCAUCUUGACGGCACUUGUCCAACAAUUUAGGCCCUUCAACAUUCCCCCCAACUCCUCUACUCCUCAAUUCCAUCUUUCUGUAAACCCACAAUGGAAAUUCACUUUCAACAGCACCAGAAACUAAACAUCCCACCAUCAAAAACAACCAAAACGAAAUCAAGGAACAAGAGUACCAACAAUAACAAAUUUGUUGGAGUGCGUCAAAGGCCUUCUGGGAGGUGGGUUGCUGAGAUCAAGGACACAACACAGAAGAUCAGAAUGUGGCUUGGAACUUUUGAAACCGCUGAAGAAGCUGCUCGUGCCUAUGAUGAAGCUGCCUGCCUCCUGCGCGGCUCAAAUACGCGCACCAAUUUCAUUACUCAUGUCUCUUCCAAUUCCCCUCUUGCAUCCCGCAUCAGAAAUCUUCUCAACAGCAAGAAAAAUGCAAAUGCAAACACAAAAGCUAAGCCACAGAGCCAAGAAUCAUGCCCCUCUACUAGUCAAGACAUUGAUGCAAGUAUUAGCAGCGAUAACAGCACGGUGACUUCCUCAACUAGUCCAACUAGCACUGCUGAUACCAACACAAGUUGUGAGUCCUUUUCAUCUCAUGAGAUGCAAGAUCGCGGCCAAUUGUUUGAUGAUGUGUAUAAACCUGAUCUGACCAAUUGUAUGGUUGAACUUGAUGUGGGCUUGGCCCACUCUGGCUCAGAAUGGGGUUUUGAUCAUGGCCCCGAUCAGUUUUCAUUCACGCAAGAACUGUUAGACUUGCCUAAGAAUGUGAUCCUGAGUGAGAAUUCUGACAUGGAGUUAUCAGAAUUUGAGCGCAUGAAGGUUGAAAGACAGAUUUCAGCCUCGCUUUACGCAAUGAAUGGUCUGCAAGAGUAUAUGGAGACGGUGUAUGAUCCCAUGGAAACCCUGUGGGAUCUUCCUCCUCUGUAUCCCCUGUUAAGCUAAAAGGAAAGACAAUCAUUUUCUGCUAAAUUCUCACCUGGUGUUCUUCUGUUACUUCUUAUUUGUUUCUCUUUCUUUACUCACUUUGUCCGGUUAGAAACAUUGAGAGUGAUAUUUGGUUGAGGACAGGUUGAAAGUUUCCAAGUUAUCAGCAAACCUUUUCCCAAUGAUGCGGGGAUGAAUUCUCCUUUACCAGUCAAACAUUGUGAUAUGUUCAGAAUCGGGGCAAAAGAGUAAAACUGCAAAGCUGCAUCUGUAUUCUCUGGCUGCAAUUUUUGCUCUACAUAGAACAACAAGACAAAUCAACAAGAUUAACUUAAAAGUUGGAAAAUGAAGACUUGAUGACUCGUAUCAAUCACAUAAUUUCCAGCUGCUACUUGUUGCGCACCCCUUCAAUUCUACUUCUUUCCUUCUACAAAUGCAAUGGUAUGCAGCCGCUUAAUACUACAAACUGUCCUUUUAGAUGACACAGUGAAUUGUCACUGUAUGGAAACAAAUAAGCUAAACACUUGUCCUACAUUUCGAGAAAUGCGUACUCCUUUACUACACUGGCGGCCAAUCAGUCUGCAAAGCAACUUUAAUUUAACUUAUUAUACAAUAAUAAUUUUUGUGCAAUGAAAAAUAUAAUGAUCACUUAUUGAUAAGUAGGAUCUAAGCCUAACCGUAUGCUUGACUCUUCUUGCUC
Sesamum indicum (sesame) is the source of this 1702-nucleotide messenger RNA. RefSeq names its product ethylene-responsive transcription factor ERN1-like. Gene Ontology annotation, biological process: regulation of DNA-templated transcription. NCBI's taxonomy places the organism in Eukaryota, Viridiplantae, Streptophyta, Magnoliopsida, Lamiales, Pedaliaceae. Gene Ontology annotation, molecular function: DNA binding; DNA-binding transcription factor activity. The record is from RefSeq and is a predicted model, not a curated record.